AUGAUGCCCCUAUGGGGUAUUAUAGUGAUCGGUGCAUACACAAGUGCUUCGUUUUGUGGUAAAAGUGGAGUACCAUUCAGCGUGGAGGUGUCACCCUCUGGAGCGCCAGUACUUGGCUGCGCGCAGCCCUCAUGUGUUGCCCAACCGACAGAUGAUUUCGAUGAUAGCGUAUUCAAUACUGACCUCUCGGGACAAGUCGACGGCUUCUUUCGUGAAGGCGAUAGAGGGCGUCAAGGCUUUCUCCAAACUAAUAAGCUUCGAGCUAACUGUUCUGGUGAUUUUGACCAAUUGGCCUGUUCUCGAAAAAACCAGUGGAUUGGUGGUAUCGAGUACAUAGAUCAUCCUCGGCAACCGUUGUUACUACAGUGCUGUACAUUCGAAGGGCUACGAUUUUCACAAAUUGUCGGAGUUACACCAAUAAGACCCGGUGAGGCGGUAACUGGAGGCGAGGUAGUUCGUGAUGGACGUCAAAUUUCCUUCGAUGUCAUUGCUAACAUCCGGAAGAUCGUUGAUUACAACGAUCACAAAAUGUUUGUACAUUACUCUUUUUGUCCCUUAAAGAUGACAGAAUGCUGCCACCUUCGAGUUUCCACCAAUGUGGGGCACUACAGGUUUCAAUAUUCAUGUCAAGCCGAUAGUGAUCGAAAGGUGAAAAAACAAACUAGGCCACAGCGGGUACGAAGUCCAUUUCCACACCGGUAG
Molecule: messenger RNA, 702 nt
Organism: Angiostrongylus costaricensis
Lineage: Eukaryota; Metazoa; Nematoda; Chromadorea; Rhabditida; Metastrongylidae
Source: the annotation of a GenBank genome assembly